Molecule: messenger RNA, 322 nt
Organism: Drosophila ficusphila
Lineage: Eukaryota; Metazoa; Arthropoda; Insecta; Diptera; Drosophilidae
Gene: IBIN
Exons: 1
Coding region: 138-263 (41 amino acids)
Source: RefSeq, a predicted model, not a curated record
CGGAGAACAAACAGAUAAGCGUACUUCCCAAAAGGGAAAUCACUCUUAGCAGAGAUAAUCAGGGCAAAUCUGCGGUAUAAAAAGGAGCAUCCUUAGCUUCAACAGUCCAGUCUAAAGUUAAGAUUCCAACAAUCAAGAUGCAACUGCUGCCAAUUCUUGUGCUCCUUGCGCUAGUCAUCUGUGCCGCCUGCAAGAACCACGAGGAUUGGGGAGGACAUCGACCAAGUGAUUACGAUCCCAGGCCUUAUUCAAGGCAGUUCUGAAGCAACUGAAAGCUGUAGCUAAUUGUCUAUAUUAUUAAACAAAAUCUACGAAAAAUCUA